Penicillium argentinense is the source of this 1167-nucleotide messenger RNA. RefSeq names its product actin-related protein 2. Lineage: Eukaryota; Fungi; Ascomycota; Eurotiomycetes; Eurotiales; Aspergillaceae. Bases 1 to 1167 code for a protein of 388 amino acids. Gene Ontology annotation, molecular function: actin filament binding. The record is from RefSeq and is a predicted model, not a curated record. Gene Ontology annotation, cellular component: Arp2/3 protein complex; actin cortical patch. The transcript has 7 exons. Gene Ontology annotation, biological process: Arp2/3 complex-mediated actin nucleation.
AUGGCGGAAAUGCCCAUUGUCCUCGACGGAGGAACCGGUUUCCUCAAGGUCGGCUAUGCCGCCCAGAACUUCCCAGAGCACCAGUUCCCCUCGAUAGUGGGGCGGCCCAUCCUGCGGACGGAGGAGCAGUCCGGCGACAUUGUGGUGAAGGAUAUCAUGUGCGGUGAUGAAGCCGCUGCUGCCCGUUCAAUGCUUCAGAUCAGCUACCCGAUGGAGAAUGGUAUCGUUAAGAAGUGGGAUGAUAUGCAACAUCUGUGGAACUACACCUUUUACGACAAGAUGAAGAUCGACCCUACCGGCCGCAAGAUUCUCCUCACCGAGCCCCCGAUGAACCCGCUCAAGAACCGCGAGCAAAUGACGGAGGUCAUGCUGGAGGGAUACAACUUCGGAGGCGUCUAUGUGGCGAUUCAGGCGGUGCUGGCACUGUACGCGCAGGGUCUCAGCAGUGGGGUUGUUGUCGACUCCGGUGACGGUGUGACGCACGUUAUUCCCGUGUAUGAGUCCACCGUGCUCAACCACCACAUUCGCCGCCUCGACGUUGCCGGCCGCGAUGUCACUCGCAACCUCAUCGCCCUCCUCCUGCGCCGCGGUUAUGCGUUGAACCGAACCGCCGAUUUCGAGACCGUGCGCCAGAUCAAGGAGAAGCUCUGCUACGUCUCCUACGACCUCGAGCUUGACAAGCAGCUGUCUGAGGACACCACUGUCCUUGUCGAGUCCUACACCCUCCCCGAUGGACGUGUAAUCCGUGUCGGCAGCGAGCGUUUCGAGGCCGCCGAGUGUCUCUUCCAGCCUCACCUGGUUGAUGUUGACCAGCCUGGUAUCGCUGAACUGCUCUUCAACACCAUCCAAGGCACCGAUGUCGAUAUUCGAUCUAGUCUAUACAAGGCUAUUGUGCUCUCCGGUGGUAGCAGCAUGUACCCCGGUCUGCCUUCGCGGUUGGAGAAGGAGCUGAAGCAGCUUUGGCUCACCCGAGUUCUGGGCGGCAACCCGGAACGUCUGAACAAAUUCAAGGUCCGCAUCGAAGACCCUCCUCGACGGAGGCACAUGGUCUUCCUAGGUGGUGCCGUGCUUGCCAACCUGAUUGCCGACAAGGACGACAUGUGGGUAUCCAAGCAGGAGUGGCAGGAACAGGGUGCGCGCGCCCUGGCGAAGCUCGGCCCACGAUAA